Lodderomyces beijingensis is the source of this 618-nucleotide messenger RNA. The record is from the annotation of a GenBank genome assembly. Lineage: Eukaryota; Fungi; Ascomycota; Pichiomycetes; Serinales; Debaryomycetaceae.
AUGGAAGAAGGGUUCUCCGAAUGGGUCAUUCUCGAAUACUCGCAAAUCAUCCGCGACGUUGGCCCCGAGAACCUUGUGCUUACUUCCUUGCCUCCUCAAACUGCCCCAUCAGAUAUUCCGCAACGGCUCGUGGACUUGGGUCUACAAUGGACCACGCGCGAAUGCGUCGACGUGAUCAAGCUGGAGAAUGGCGGGAAAGUCGACACUUCGCAGGUGUGCUUGUUGGACCCCGCGGCGCUGGUGGAUCUUGUGCCUCUGGACAAAUCUCGAUUCAGUUAUUUUGUAUUUGGCGGCAUCUUGGGCCAGCAUCCGCGGGUUGACCGCACAGGGGUCUUGAGGGAGAAGUACGGGUUCGUGGGGCGCAGAUUGGGCAGUUUGCAGAUGACUACGGAUACUGCCAUCCGCACCACGCAGCGGAUCAUUGAAAAUGGCGCUGCGUUUGAAGAGAUUGAGUUUUUGGAUUAUCCCGAGAUCAGGUAUAACAAGUAUGAGUCUACUGAGAUGCCGUUUAGGUAUAUUGUCGAUGCUGAGCUGGGGGAACCGAUCUUGCCGGAGGGGAUGUUGGAGUUGAUUAAACAUGAUGCCGACCAAAGUAUAGAUGAUUUAUUGAUUCAAUAA